CAGGUUGGCAGCGGUGCGGUGGCGAAGUUGGUAAAUGUUGAAUGAUAGAAACUCAAUUUUGGUAAAGCUUAUGUUCAAACAGCUGAGGGUAUUGCUAGUCGGUAGGAUACUAGCGAUAAUAACGAUACCUUUGCGAUAGAGAUAAGGGUCGUACCGGGUUCGUGGUACUCGCACUCCCGCCACGUCUACUUUACGUCAAACGUGGGCUGGCAUUUAUCGCCGACUAUAAAUAGCGCAUACCCUACCACCGAGUAGAUUGAGUUAUUUAUAACCUUAAUUAGCUAUCCUGGCGCUGCGUUUGCUUACCCGCUUGUAUAUUUAAACCCAAUCAUUCGGAACAAACAAACAAACAAACAAACAACUAAAUGGUUGAGGAAAAGCAUACUAGGUCUACCAGAUCCUCCUCCCAUAGCUAUAGAGGGAUGCAAGUUCAAAUCCUUCACGGCAUAAAAACUUUUAUCGGAGUGGUGCACGGGCCCGCAGUGGCAGCAGUGGCACUCACGGCGGUGGGGUCGUACAUCCACGUGAGCCAGCUCAUACAACUUCACAAUCAUCCAGAGGAUGCUCAAAAACUCGAUGCCAAUGACUAUGCGUGGGACAUUUACUCGAGUGUGUUAAACCUUGUGUUUCUCACGCGGUUUGCCCUCAACACCCAAUUGAAUGUAGCAUGGGAACUGGUUCUUCUCGUGGUGCAGUUUGGGUUUCUUGCUCACAACGUGCUAACGCUAGGGAUAGUGUUAACAUGGAGCUGGGUGUCGGUGCUCUAUUACCUCCAGAUUGUGUGUCCAGCGGUGAUGAAUGUGAUCAACAUUUUGGACUAUUUUCGGGGCCACAUGGGGGUUACCCAUUUGAUGGUGAAUUUCAACAACAACAUAUUGCCGGUGUUAUUGACAAACUCGUUUAUGUGCAUCAACCUAUCUUUCAAAGUGUACUACGAUACAUGGACAAUGACGGCGUACCGACUUCUUGAAAACCUGUUGAAGAUCUACUGUUUGUAUCAGUAUAUUUUGUAUGAGUUGUUCAACCAAUUUGAAGACGAGUUUUUACCGUAUGAAGGGCACAGUCGACAGGAUUAUUUUUUAGUGGUUACGCUUAUAAUGCAGGUGGUAUAUGACGGUGGUACAUGUGGGCGUUGACAAGAUGGUAACGUUAUAAUGAGCUAGUAAUAAAUACCAGUUAGUAAAGCCCAACCGGUUUCGGUUGGUCGCAAGAACUUGAAUAUGUCAGUAGUUUUCCUUUAAAAUAGGUGUAGGAAGCCGAGUCAGUAGUUGAACGGAGGGCUAAUGUUGGGGGAAGUGUACAUGAGGCGAAGCCAGUAGUUGAGGGCUAGUACUGGGGGAAAGUGUACAUGGAGGCGAAGUCAGUA
Messenger RNA from Yamadazyma tenuis ATCC 10573, 1366 nucleotides. Lineage: Eukaryota; Fungi; Ascomycota; Pichiomycetes; Serinales; Debaryomycetaceae. The record is from RefSeq and is a predicted model, not a curated record.